UUCUCAGUACCUUAACGGUGUUCAAGUUGUCUGGCUUACAUGUCAUGUCUAUGUGUCUGUCUCUCUUUGAAAAAGAAAAGCAGAUGAUUUCAUCGAGUCCUUGGAAGCAGAAGACUAGAAACCUACUUUAUUGUUUAUUCCAUCUUUUUUCAUGUCCCCCCCCUCUCCCCCUGCUAUAUAAGAGCCUGACAUUCCCCUUCUGUUGCAUUCAUUCUCCAGCUCAUCGUUCCAUUUGUAUCCUGUCCUUGUUUGUUUCUUUCCCUUUUUAUCUCAUCAUCUCUAGAUCAUUAUUCUAUCAUCAUUUCCAAUCAGAAUUCUUCAUGGAGACUGUCGAAUUGAAGGUGGAGAUGGUUGGCAUACAUGAGAAAAGACUGAGGAAAUGCCUGUCAAAAUUGAAAGGAAUAGAGAAAGUGGAGGUGGAUGUUAGUAGUCAGAAAGUGAUGGUCACUGGAUAUGUACACCGGAACAAAAUACUUAAAGCCAUAAGAAGAGGUGGUCUUAAAGCUGAUUUCUGGUCCACCCAAGAUGAGCUUCUCAGUGUUUAUGCAAGUGCAAGUUAUGGAAGCUUGAGAUUCAACAACUUCAACUUCUUCUGACUAUUUUACUUCUUUUCCUUUUCUUUUUUCUUUUUUUAUCAUAUACCAAGGUUGUGAUUUGUGCCUUCAUAUUUUAUUGUUCCUUUCCCUUUCCUCUUCCCCUUCUCCUUUUCUUUUUGAAAGGAACUGUUACAUGUUGAAUGAUGAUACAUAGAGUGAAAUAGAAGAGUCCUGAAUUUUGCAGAGCCA
Molecule: messenger RNA, 785 nt
Organism: Populus trichocarpa (black cottonwood)
Lineage: Eukaryota; Viridiplantae; Streptophyta; Magnoliopsida; Malpighiales; Salicaceae
Exons: 3
Coding region: 45-596 (183 amino acids)
Molecular function (GO): metal ion binding
Source: RefSeq, a predicted model, not a curated record